Aspergillus mulundensis is the source of this 351-nucleotide messenger RNA. RefSeq lists its product as uncharacterized. The coding region runs from base 1 to 351 and encodes 116 amino acids. Gene Ontology annotation, biological process: mitochondrial respiratory chain complex III assembly. The record is from RefSeq and is a predicted model, not a curated record. The transcript has 3 exons. Lineage: Eukaryota; Fungi; Ascomycota; Eurotiomycetes; Eurotiales; Aspergillaceae. Gene Ontology annotation, cellular component: mitochondrial membrane.
AUGUCACGAGCGGGAACAUGGCUCAAGAUGGCCGGCGUCGGCAUCGUCAUUUGCGUUGGCGGCCCUGCCCUCGUCGAGAAACUCCGCCCCACAGACGCAGAACUCGUCAAGCGAUACAAUCCGGAGCUCCGAGAGCGUAGUCUGCGAGAAGGUGACCGACGCGCGCAAGAGUUCGACGAUUACGUUACCAAACUGAAGGAGUGGUCCAAGUCGGAUAAGUCGAUUUGGUUUGCGGCGAAGGAGAUGGAGGAGAAGAAGCUUGCUGAGCAACAGGAACAGCAGAGCCAGGCCAAGGACCAGGCCAGGAUCCAGAGGGAGGAGAUGCGAAAGGAAUUGAUGGGUGAGAAAUAG